Vigna unguiculata (cowpea) is the source of this 1513-nucleotide messenger RNA. Its product is annotated as UDP-glycosyltransferase 83A1-like. Gene Ontology annotation, molecular function: quercetin 3-O-glucosyltransferase activity; quercetin 7-O-glucosyltransferase activity. The record is from RefSeq and is a predicted model, not a curated record. Lineage: Eukaryota; Viridiplantae; Streptophyta; Magnoliopsida; Fabales; Fabaceae.
GAGUGAUAAUGAACCCUAUAGUUGAGAAUGAGCAUUCCAACAACAGUGCUAGUGCUACCAUUCCCUGCACAAGGACAUGUGAAUCCGAUGAUGAUCCUCUCACAGAAGCUGGUGGAGAAUGGAUGCAAAGUGGUUUUCUUGAACACAGAGUUCAACCACAAGAGAAUGGUGAGUUGCAUGGUGGAGCAACAAGAUGAAGAAGACUCACUCAUAAAGUUGGUGUCGAUCCCAGACGGAUUGGGAGGUGAUGAUCACAGAAAGGAUUUGGCAAAGGUGUGUGAUGUUAUUCUAAGCACCAUGCCUCAUGCACUUGAGAACCUCAUCACACAGGAAAAUAUCAGAUUCAUUGUUGCAGAUGUAAACAUGGGUUGGUCAUUGAAAGUUGGGUGCAGACUGGGAAUCAAAGGAGCUCUAUUCUCCCCUGCAUCAGCAGCAAUGUUUGCCUUAGUUUACAACAUUCCCAGACUUAUUCAUGAUGGCAUCAUAAAUUCUGAUGGGUCAUUGUUGACAACUAAAAAGACAAUUCAACUAUCACCAGGCAUGUUAGAGAUAGACACAGGAACCCUUUUCUGGUUGAAAUUGUUGGAUGACGGAAUGAACAUUAAACAAAUAUUGAAUUACUUGGAGGCUUGUGCAAGAUCUUCAGAUUUGACUGAACUAUGGUUUUGUAACACCACAUAUGAACUUGAACCUAGGGUUUUAACCUUCUUUCCCAAGAUCCUCCCAAUUGGCCCAUUGUUGAGAAAUUACAGCAACAUGAAUGCAUCAUCAUCAACAAGAUCAAUGGGACAACUUUGGGAAGAAGAUCUCUCUUGCAUGAGUUGGCUUGAUCAACAACCUCGUUCUUCUGUCAUAUAUGUUGCAUUUGGUAGUCACACACGUUUUGACCAAAACCAGUUCAAUGAACUUGCCCUAGGGCUAGACCUCACCGAUCGACCCUUUCUUUGGGUUGUGAGACAAGACAACAACAUGGCAUACCCUAAUGAAUUCCAAGGGAAUAAAGGUAAGAUAGUUCAAUGGGCACCCCAACAAAAGGUGCUAAACCACUCUGCCAUAGCUUCCUUUUUUAGCCAUUGUGGUUGGAACUCAACCAUGGAGGGUUUGUGUAAUGGGGUACCCUUCUUGUGUUGGCCAUAUUUUGCUGACCAACUCUAUAACAAAGUAUAUAUCUGUGAUGAAUUGAAGGUUGGGAUGGGAUUGGAUUUGGGUGAAAAUGGAGUUGUGUCACGGUGGGAGAUUAAGAAGAAAUUGGACCAACUACUAAGUGAUGUGAACAUGAGAACAAGGUCUUUGAAGUUUAAGGAAAACCAAUUAGACAAAGGUCGAUCUUCGGAGAACCUUAACAAAUUGGUCGAGUGGAUCAAAGGGUAGGGGUUUUUUUCCUUUUAUGUGUGUGUUUUGGAUCAACUUGUGAUGAACAUGGAUGCAAUUUGGAAGUAAUAAUAUAAAGCUUUCAUCUUUAUUGUAUUGGUUAGAUGGGAAAAUUGUCAAUUGGAUGGAAAUUUGAUGUUUA